Molecule: messenger RNA, 1188 nt
Organism: Aspergillus calidoustus
Lineage: Eukaryota; Fungi; Ascomycota; Eurotiomycetes; Eurotiales; Aspergillaceae
Source: the annotation of a GenBank genome assembly
AUGGCUACGGAAUACUCGCCCGAGUACCUCGCAGAGGACCGCAGGACGCCAGCAUACAUCGGCGUUGCGGUAGUCACCGCGCUCUCCUUUGUCGUCGUCUGCGUCCGGCUGUAUGCGCGCAGGUUCCUGAUCCGCGAACUCGGUUGGGAUGACCUCUUCAUCCUAGCAGCGCAGCUAACCAGCUGGGCAACAAUGGCCCUCUGCAUGAUGAUCCUAAAAUACGGCGCAGGCCGCCACCUGCCCGCCCUCCUGCAAACUCCCGAAACCCUCGUGCACAUGUACAAAUGGCUCGUGACCACGCAAAUGGUCUACAUGUUCAACCUGUGGCUCUGUCGCGUCUCCGGACUCGCCUUUUACGCGCGUCUCAACCCCAUGCCGCCAUUUAUCCUGUACCUGCGCCUCUCGUUUGCCUUUGUUACGGCCGUCUGGUUCGCGCAGACGCUCAUCAUCGCCCUGCAGUGUAUCCCGCUUGCGGCGCUGUGGGAUCAGACAAUUGAGGGGCGGUGCAUGGGGUCGCGCAUUGUGUUUGUCUCCACGGGCGCGUUGACGAUUGUCUGUGAUUCGUUGAUUCUGUUGCUACCGAUCAAAAUGGUCCUGGGGCUGCAGGCGAAGAUGGCGAGGAAGUUGGCCUUGUUGGCGAUUUUGUGUUUUGGGGUUUUCGCUGUCGCAACAUCCAUCCUCCGCAUGCAAAGCAUGCUCGUCUCAAUCUACAACGAAUCCGACGCAACCUGGUACUUCUCGCCCGUAAUCGCCUGGACAUGCGCCGAGGUCUCCGCAGCCAUAAUCGCGCUCUCGCUACCGGCCCUGCGCGCGCUCUUCGGGUUCCUGAAGGAACAGCGGUCGACGAGGGACGGGAACUCGAACUCGUAUGAGAAUUCGAAUGGGUACUCGCAUGGAUCGAAUGGGAUUGGGAUGGAUUCAAUGUCGAGAUCGGGCAAGGGGAGCAGGGCCAGGAGUAAAAAGGGAAAGGUUUAUCAUGGCUCGGAGCUGUAUGAGAAUACGGUGGAGAUUGAGGUUGAUUGUGUAAGGAGUGCUAGUCAGGAGGCGCUGUGGGAUGGGUAUGCCAGUGGCAAUGGGGGUGUGGGUGGUGGGGGUGGGGGUGGGAGUGGGAGUGGGAGUGAGGGGAGGGGAAGUGGACCGAAGAUUCGGGUUACAAAUACGGUUGAUGUUGAUGUUAGUCGGAAGUAA